Epinephelus moara (kelp grouper) is the source of this 3165-nucleotide messenger RNA. RefSeq names its product nucleolar protein with MIF4G domain 1 (gene nom1). Gene Ontology annotation, molecular function: RNA binding; protein binding. NCBI's taxonomy places the organism in Eukaryota, Metazoa, Chordata, Actinopteri, Perciformes, Serranidae. The transcript is spliced from 11 exons. Bases 220 to 2751 code for a protein of 843 amino acids. Gene Ontology annotation, cellular component: nucleolus. Gene Ontology annotation, biological process: ribosomal small subunit biogenesis. The record is from RefSeq and is a predicted model, not a curated record.
GGUCGCAUGCUCGCGGGUCAACAAACAAAACUGUCCUCAUGGAGAAACAUGUGCCGUUUUAAAGAUAUUUAAGUGUUUAAAAUAGGAACGAGUUUCAGCCUCUGUUAAACGUAUGCCUUGUGUUUUAAAGCGUCUGUAGUUCAGUAACGUUAGAUUGUUAGCUAACCUGAGCGGCUAUAGCUAGCGGCUACUUUAGCCGGUUGAGUUUAAGUUGUAGAGAUGAAAGGGAAAUGGAAGCAGAACAGCAAGAAGAAGAAGACGAAGGGAAAUGCUGUGUUACAGAAGUACAUGGUGGCAGUGGAUGAGUUCAUUAAAAGCAAAAGUGGCACUGAAGAAAGGGACAAUGACCAUGGUUUGAGGUUUGUGAAAAAGAAAAGCAGAAAGGAGCUGCGCAAACAGAAGCGAAAACUGAAAAAAGCCAAAAUGAAAAGUCAUUAUGAGGGUAAAAAGACCCUCAGUUUGCCCCAUAAUGAUGGUGAAACCUCGGGGAUAUCAGCUGAGGAACAGCCCCAGCAGCAGCAGCAGAAGAAGAAGAAGAAGAAAAAGGAGAAAGCAAAGAAAGAAGUGUCACAAGCACAGCCCAGUGAUGCUCCUACUAAGAAAUCAGACAGCUCCAAAACACCAGCAUCCUCCAAAAAAGGCAAGAAAAUCAACAAGCUUCAGGAAUCAAGAAAAAUGGCACUUUUGGAGGCAAAUGAGCAGGAAGACAGAGAAAUAAAGAAGUUAGAGCGGUACCUGGGAUUAAACAAGAGGAAAAACAAGAAGAGUCUCCCUCAGUCCUUUGUGGCUGAUGGACUGGAUUACAUCCUGGGUAUGCUUGACUCUGGCUCAUCGACUGUGGGGAUGUAUGAUGAUGAUGAUGACAUGGACAUGGCCAAGGAUAACUUUGAAAAGCUUGAUGAGAAUGACUCUCAGCUGUCAGAUGAGGAUGAAGAAGCGGAGGAUGAGAUGGAGAAUGAAGACAGUGAUGAAGAUAUGGGUUCAAUUGACGAUGAAAAUGAGGUGGAUGAUGGCGACGACGAUGAUGAUGAAAUGAUUGAUGAGGAGGAGGAGGAAAUGGAGGAUGAGCAGGUUGAAAGUGAUGCAGCUGACUCAGACAAUGAAAAUGAAGAGGAACCAGAAGAAGAGGAAGCAGACACAUCAGGCUCAAAGUCAGAAACUGUCAACGCUGCAGCAGGCAAGUAUGUGCCACCUCACUUGCGAGGCAUUGGAGAUGAUAAACGCAAAGCUGAGCUAGAAAAACUGAAGAGGAACGUAAAAGGCCUGGUGAACAGGCUGAGUGAGCCCAACAUGGCGUCCAUCAGUGGUCAGCUGGAGGAGCUGUACAUGAGCUGCAGCAGGAAGGACAUGAAUGAUACCCUAACGGAGGUGCUGCUGGCAGCCUGCGUCACCCCGUCCCUGAUGCCUGACAGACUCCUGAUGGAGCACGUCCUGCUUGUCAGCGUCCUCCAUCACGCCGUCGGGUUGGAAGUGGGAGCCCAUUUUCUGGAGGCAGUCGUGCGGAAGUUUGACGAGGUCUACAAAAAUCCAACUGAAAGCAAGGAAUGUGACAACCUGGUCGCCAUCGUCGGUCACAUGUACAACUUCCAGGUGGUGCAUUCUGUCCUCAUCUUCGAUAUCCUCAAACUGUUUGUCGGAGCCUUUACGGAGAAGGACAUUGAGCUAGUUUUGUUGGUUCUGAGGAAUGUCGGCUUCUUGCUGAGGAAGGACGACGCUUUGGCUCUCAAGGAGCUCAUCUCUGAAGGCCAGCGCAAGGCCGGCGACGUGGGGUCAAAGUUCCAGGAUCAGACCAGGGUGCGUUUCAUGCUGGAAACUAUGCUGGCUUUGAAGAACAAUGAUAUGAGGAAGAUCCCAGGCUACGAUCCUGAGCCUGUGGAGAGACUGAGGAAGUUGCAGAGGACUCUGAUCCAGCGCAGUGCGGGAGGCAGCGACGUGAAACUGAGGGUCUCUCUGGAUAACCUCCUGGCAGCAGAGCAAGUGGGCCGCUGGUGGAUCGUCGGCUCCUCGUGGAGCGGAGCGCCCAUGAUCGGCGAGCAAGGAAACACAACCUCAAAACAGAAUACUGCUGAGGGACAGUUCAGUGCCAAAGUCUUAGAGCUGGCCAGGAAGCAGAGGAUGAACACCGAGGUCAGGAGAAACAUCUUCUGUGUGAUUAUGACCAGCGAAGAUUACCUGGAUGCCUUCGAGAAACUGCUCAGGAUGGGCCUGAAGGACAAGCAGGAGAGGGAGAUUGUUCAUGUUCUGAUGGACUGCUGUCUGCAGGAGAAAAGCUUCAACGCCUAUUACGCCGUGCUGGGAGAGAAAUUCUGCUCCCAAGAUCGCCGCUUCCAGAUGACUUUCCAGUUCAACCUAUGGGACAAGUUCAGGGAGCUGUCCAACCUUCCCAGCAGCACCUUUAACAACCUGGUCCAGCUGGUUACCCACUUCCUUCAGAAGAAGUGUCUCUCACUCUCCAUACUCAAAGUAAUAGAGUUUGGAGAACUAGAUAAGUCCACAGUGCGCUUCUUGCGUCAGGUGCUCACCAAACUGCUCAAGGACCUUGAGCCUGAGGACCUAGUCAGCAUAUUUGGAAGGAUUUCAGGAAUUCCCAAGCUAGGAAUGCUGCGGGAGGGCUUGAAGCUUUUCAUCAGCCACUUCCUGCUGAAGAAUGCCCAGUCACAGGGACCAGCUGAGCAAGCAGCCAUGCUGUCAGAGCGCGCCCAGGUCGCCACCGGAGCCAUGGAGGCCAAAGAGGCCAAGCUCAAACUGUAAAACGCGGACACACACAACCACACACACCAGGGAACCAAACAGAUCUAACAGAACUGUGGGACAGACGAGGGCUUGUUAUCAGGAGCGAACCCAAACCUACAGUUUUCUUCAAAGAAGAAUAAAUAUGUUUGUGAUAUUAAAUUAAUAUUUUUGCUUUGGGGAGUCCUUGUACAUAAUUGUUACCAUGAAGAUUUUUAAAUGUUACUGAUGCUUUAGACACACACCAGUCUUAGCACAGUGCCUAUUCUACAGUAAGUAACUACAGUGUUAGUUCCAUGACGAUUUGAUAGCAAUACCCUGGAUAUUUUCUAUAAUUCCCAAGUACAUUGUCCAUACUGCUGCUUGUAUAUUUGGAGUGUCACAAUUUGUAAAACAUCGGUCAUAAAUGCUUCAAUAAAUCACAGAUAAAUCACG